Molecule: messenger RNA, 791 nt
Organism: Malus domestica (apple)
Lineage: Eukaryota; Viridiplantae; Streptophyta; Magnoliopsida; Rosales; Rosaceae
Source: RefSeq, a predicted model, not a curated record
UGAAGACACUCACCCAUGGAGGUGAAGACUUUGAUAAUAGAAUGGUGAUUUACUCUGUUGAGGAGUUUACGAGGAAACAUGGUUUGGCAUCAGUGGAAACUCAGGAGCACUUGAGAGGUCAAGGAAUGCUUGUGAGAAGGCAAAGAGGAGACUCAUUUACGUCUUUUGUAGAAGAUGAAAUUGAUUGUUUGUAUCAAGCUACGGAUUUCUAUAUAAAUAUCACCCGGGCCAAAUUUUAACAACUGAACAUGGAUAUCCUUAAGAGUAUAGAUCCUGUGGAGAAGUGUUUGAGGGAUGCUAAAAUGAACAUAACCAGUGUCCAUGACGUUGUUGUUUCUGGUGGCUCUUCUAGAAUUCCCAAAUGCAGCAGCUUGUUACAGGAGGUUUUCAAGGGAAAGGAGCUUUGCAAGGGCAUCAAUCCGGAUGAAGCGGUGGCCAACGGGGCCGGUGUUCAUGCUGCUGUCUUGUGUGGGAAUGGAACUGGGAAGCUUCAAGAUUUCACUUUAUUGAAUGCCACCCCCUUAACAUUUGGGAUGGAGACUUUAGGAAAACAUGUCAUGGGAGUUGUUAUUCCAAGAAGCAUGAGAGUUACCAUGGAGAAGAAGACGACUUUAGUUACUAUAUGUGAUAACCAACGUACCAUCACCUUCCCCAUUUAUGAGGGAGAGAGCAAAACACUCUUUUGGGUGAAUUUAAACUCCAUGACAUUCCUCCAGCUCCCAAGGAUGUUCCUAAAUUCGACGUUUGCUUUGAAAUUGAUCCAAAUGGUGUGUCCUGGCUGUCUCUGCUGA